Sphaeramia orbicularis (orbiculate cardinalfish) is the source of this 3470-nucleotide messenger RNA. It is a transcript of the gene cs, whose product is annotated as citrate synthase. Lineage: Eukaryota; Metazoa; Chordata; Actinopteri; Kurtiformes; Apogonidae. Gene Ontology annotation, biological process: citrate metabolic process; carbohydrate metabolic process; tricarboxylic acid cycle. The record is from RefSeq and is a predicted model, not a curated record. Gene Ontology annotation, cellular component: mitochondrial matrix.
UGCGGGCCUGAAUCCCUCUUCAACCUUCUGCUUUCUGGAGGGGCACCUUCAACCAGCUCCGCGGUGCACUGGCAGUGGCUUCCUAAGUUUUAAAGGAUACUUGGAAAUAAUACUUGAACACAGACACAAUGUCCUUUCUGAGUGUCAGCAGGUUAGCACCUAAACUUCUCAGUUCAAAGAAUGCCACCUACUUACUUGUGGCUGCCAGAAAUGCAAGCGCAUCAACAAAUCUGAAGGAUGUUCUGGCAGACCUCAUCCCUAAAGAACAGACCAGGAUCAAGAACUUUAAACAGCAGUAUGGCAAAACAAACAUCGGACAGAUUACUGUUGACAUGGUUUAUGGAGGUAUGAGGGGCAUGAAGGGGCUGGUGUAUGAGACUUCUGUUUUGGAUCCUGAGGAGGGCAUCCGUUUCCGAGGAUACAGCAUCCCAGAGUGUCAGCAGUUGCUUCCUAAAGCUGCAGGAGGUGAGGAGCCACUGCCUGAGGGUCUCUUCUGGCUGCUGGUCACAGGACAGGUGCCCACCGAGGAGCAGGUGAGCUGGCUGUCCAAGGAAUGGGCAAAGAGAGCUGCACUUCCCUCUCACGUAGUCACCAUGUUGGAUAAUUUCCCCACAAACCUGCAUCCCAUGUCUCAGUUCAGUGCUGCUAUCACAGCUUUGAACAGUGAGAGCAGCUUUGCACGGGCCUACUCUGAGGGUGUUCACAAAUCCAAGUACUGGGAGUUUGUCUAUGAAGACUCUAUGGAUUUGAUCGCUAAGCUGCCCUGCAUUGCUGCCAAGAUCUACCGCAACUUGUACCGUGAAGGCAGCAGCAUCGGAGCCAUCGACUCCAACCUGGACUGGUCCCAUAAUUUCACCAAUAUGCUCGGUUACAGUGAUACCCAGUUCACUGAGUUAAUGAGGCUCUACCUCACCAUCCACAGUGACCAUGAAGGAGGCAAUGUCAGUGCCCACACCAGCCACCUGGUGGGUAGCGCCCUGUCAGAUCCCUACCUGUCCUUCAGUGCCGCCAUGAAUGGUCUUGCCGGUCCUCUUCACGGCCUGGCCAAUCAGGAGGUGCUGGUGUGGCUGACCGCCCUGCAGAAGGAGUUGGGUGGAGAGGUGUCUGAUGAGAGGAUGAGGGAUUACAUCUGGAAUACGCUGAAGUCUGGAAGGGUGGUUCCAGGCUAUGGCCACGCUGUCCUGAGGAAGACUGACCCACGUUACACCUGCCAGCGAGAGUUUGCCCUGAAGCACCUGCCCAAUGACCCCAUGUUCAAGAUGGUUGCCCAGCUCUAUAAGAUUGUACCCAAUGUGCUCCUGGAGCAGGGCAAAGCCAAGAACCCCUGGCCCAAUGUGGAUGCUCACAGUGGAGUACUGCUGCAGUACUAUGGAAUGACCGAGAUGAACUACUACACUGUGCUGUUCGGAGUGUCCCGAGCCCUGGGUGUACUAGCUCAGCUGGUGUGGAGUAGAGCCCUGGGCUUCCUGGAGCGUCCCAAGUCCAUGAGCACAGAUGGACUGAUGACAUUGGUGGGAGCCAAGUCGGGCUGAAGAACAGCUUACAGGAGUCGGGGGUUAGUGUAAAGGGUGGGAGGAGGUGGAAAUAUCAAAAGGCAGACAUAGGUUGACCCCCUGUUAUUUCCAACUCCAGGGAAAUGGGAUUCAAAGAGACAGUACGCUUUUAAUGUCAGUUCACAAAAAAUGGCCUUUUCGAUUGUUACACCAUUUAGAUUUAAGUGUGUUUAUUAACCAGCAUCAAGUUUUCUCCGUCAUGACUCCAUGUUUGGAAUGUGUGAGGUGAAAAAACUUAACAUACAUUUAACCCCUAAGUAGGCUCAAAAUAUGUACCGACUAUUCGUCUGCUAGCAUCACUCAGAUCCCCUCAGACAUUUGUGCAGUGCCGUGUGUCUUCUGUUGGCACUGGUCUGAGCUAUGAAAAGACAGUGACGUUCAAAGGGAAAUGCGGGGGUAAAUUAACUUCCGCUGUAUUUGUUCAAAGAUUUGAGGUUAAACAAGUGAUUCAGCCUUUGCUGCUUUUGGCUACAGCAGUGAUUUUUGUUCUAGAUGAAAUCCCGAAGCAAAUUAUAUUUCCCCCCAGUUAAGAUUCUCAGUUUGGGUUUUUUUUUUCUAUGCAAAUGUCCCCAGAUUCUUCCCACCCACACUUCACUCCCAUUAUGACACUCCAGUUAAAUUUAAAAAAAAAAGAAGGCCCUCAUGAGUAAAAUUAGCAAAAUGUUCAAGAUAUGGGCUUAAAUCAGUUAAAAGAUACUGCCCCUUUAAAUCUUCGGUCUAACCAUUUGCCUCAACUUGUAGAUUUUGUUCUUUUUAAUUGUAACCUGCUUUUCCCUCUAUGAUCAAAGUAACUGUCUUAUUGAAAUCAAAAUAAGGAUCCUCUCUUUUUCUUCGACAUGCUUAUUUAUUUUUUUAAUAGAUCUUUAAUGAGUCUUUGCUCAAAGGGGCAUCUAAAUGGUAGAAUGAAACAAUAGACUGGUGUACAGUAACAAAACUAAAGAGUAGAGUAAAGGGGUUGUAAUCUGCAGCGUGUAGGAAAUCCUUAAGAGCAAGCUUGAAUAAAAAAGGUGGGGGAAGGGGAGGUAGGCUUUGUUGAAGUCCUGCUUUAGUUGAGUGUUUUUUUUUUUGUUUUUGUUUAUCCCCACAGGAGAGCGCUUUAAACAUCAACUACUCCAAAAUGAGCACUUGCUUGAUUGGAUUUCCUGAUUAUAGCAGUAGAAACCCCAGGUUGAUUGUGUCCCCUUUUAACAUAAGCUUUUGGUGUUGAAUAUGUAUAAAACUAUAAUCUCUGGGUUCUCAUUUUGUGGUUUUAUUUAUACUUUGUGUACAUAGGUAUAUAUAUGUAUAGCUUGAAUGUAUGAGCUCUGUGCGACCAUUUGCUUGUAAUAAGAACCACAAUGAUUACCAUAGUUUACCACCAUAGUCUAAUGUCCAGUCCCACUGUGAUGUUCAGUCCCACUGGUCACUGAAAAUGAACAAACGACUGCAGCUAUCUUGUAUAUACACUAUUUUUUUUUUGCCUAGCUCAGUGGGCUUAGCCGGUGCUGUUUUUCAGGUGUUCACUUGAAUGUUUCAAGCUUGCCUCUUAAGUACAGCUUCACCUGCUGCUCCUGGUUUGUCAGCACUCCUUUUGUGUUAACUUAGAUCAUGCAUCUUUUUUUUCUUUUCCAUCUGUAUUCACAUAGCCAGUGGUUCAGAUCAAAAUGUGUAAACCUCUUUUUUGCCGCCACCUUCUGUUGUGUUUGCUCAUUGUAGUGUUCUUUCAUGUAGUUGGUUGCUCAAGAGUCAGGUUUAUUUUGAUCAUAGAGGAACAACAAGGUUGUACAUGAUAACUGGGAGAAUUCAUUGCAGAUGGACUCAUCAGACAGACACUUUGGGGGAUGGGGCUGGAUGGGUCAAACGAGCAGGAAAAGCUUAAAGAGCAAAUAUUGGAAAACCUAACAAAAAAAGAAAAAUAAUAAAGGUUUUUAUUAACAU